GUGGCGGGAGAGCAACGGAAAGGAAUGCAGUGCGAUUUGCGUAAACCCCCGUGCGAACGGCCGAAGGACACCCGCUGUCCCGCCCCUAAAGACAAAAAGACAAAAGACGAAAAAAAGAAGAAAGAUAAGAAGAAAAGCGUGUCACAAUUUUUGGAAGACGAGAUCCUAGGGCUAAAAACUCGACCCGCCUUUUCGCUCUCGUUGUCCUCGAGCGACAAGGGCGAGCCGUGCAAAGGGCCCUGUAAGAAGUUCAAGUUCCCGGAAUGCAAGCAGAAGGUCAAGGAGAAAGAAAUCGUCGAAGACAAGUGUCCCAAGAAGAAGAAAAAGCGGAAAAUUGUCGACUGCCCGCCAGAGGAUGAGAACAAGAAAUGUGCUCCGCUGAGGGAGUUAGUGGGGUAUAGUUUGACUGGUGGAGGGGGCAAUGACAAAGAGAAGAAGAAAUGUCCCGAAAUCGAUCUGACCGUUUUUAGAGAAGAUAGAGAAGAUCCGUGCACUUUGAAGAGGAAAGGAACCACGAAGGUCUGUCCGGGUGACUUGCUGAAGAAGAAGAGGAGGGGGCCCAAGAAGAAAGCUAGUGGGAUCAUUACGCCCGUCGAGUCUAAAACCAAGAUGCCUCAACAAAGGAAAACCAUAUAGAUGUUGAUCAG
Messenger RNA from Zophobas morio, 647 nucleotides. RefSeq lists its product as uncharacterized. Bases 25 to 636 code for a protein of 203 amino acids. Lineage: Eukaryota; Metazoa; Arthropoda; Insecta; Coleoptera; Tenebrionidae. The transcript has 2 exons. The record is from RefSeq and is a predicted model, not a curated record.